Aspergillus puulaauensis is the source of this 2523-nucleotide messenger RNA. RefSeq names its product small subunit (SSU) processome component (gene UTP5). Gene Ontology annotation, biological process: maturation of SSU-rRNA from tricistronic rRNA transcript (SSU-rRNA, 5.8S rRNA, LSU-rRNA). Lineage: Eukaryota; Fungi; Ascomycota; Eurotiomycetes; Eurotiales; Aspergillaceae. Gene Ontology annotation, molecular function: protein binding. Gene Ontology annotation, cellular component: nucleolus. The transcript is spliced from 2 exons. The coding region runs from base 1 to 2523 and encodes 840 amino acids. The record is from RefSeq and is a predicted model, not a curated record.
AUGGGCAAGAAAUCAUCCCAGAAGCCGGCCUCGAAGACGUCCUCCGCGGCGGCAUUCGCAGUCGCCGACGCCACGAACACAGGGAACAAAUCCUCGAUGCUGAAAGCCUCGUUCGCUCCAUCUGAUUAUCAAUUGGCCUUGUUCGCGUCUGUAAUCCAUGGUCUUGAGGGUCAGAAUCUUCGUAUUCACGAUACAAAUACCGGCCGGUUGCAGUGCGAGCAUGUCUUGGGUCCGAAAGAGCUUGUCACGUCGCUGGACUGGGGUCAUCAUGCCGGUCGCCGCGAUCAAUCAAAGAAGAAGAGGAAGCGCCCUUCCGACGUCAAUGGUGCGGCCGAUGGACUUGACCAGAGCGAUGUUGUAGUCGCUUUCGGCACCAACACUUCCGACAUCCGCAUGUACUCGCCUGCUGAAGAUAAGAUUGUCGGAACUCUUGCGGGUGGGCAUACCGGUGGCAUAAGGGAUUUCAAAUUUACUGCAGAUCGACCUCAAGAAGGCUGGAGUAUUGGCGGGGACAACAAACUGGUCCAGUGGGACCUUGCUACUGGGCAAACGACAAGGGUAAUCAAUCUCUCGACAACGUCAACAUUCACUACGCUAUCCCGCCCAGUCUCCUCUAACCCGCCCGUUAUUUGCGCAUCCCAGUCGCCCUCGAUCAUUAAUCUUGAGGAUGAAUCGCCAGUCACAUUUCCCGCGAUGCGAAACUCAAUACAGUCCAUUAUCACGUCCUCUGCAAGUUCUGUUUCCGAUGGCUUGUUCCUAGCCUCGGAUAAUGAUCGAUACAUCAACGUCUUUGACCCUACAACUGGACAGCUCACGUUGAACCUUGUGGCGGAGAGGGAGGUGUCUUCGCUCUCGCUAUAUUCAAAGCAGAGCGCAAACGGCAGCCUGGCGCUAGAGAAGCAGGUUCUUGCGGCUGUUACUCAGGAUGGUACUGUUGAACUCUUUGCGCGACCAUUUGUCCGGCCCCAAGGUUCUAAAGGUAACAGUCUGAAGGCAAGGUCCAUGCAAAUGACCAGACGAGCAGAAACCUCUAUCAAGAUAACAAAAUCCACCACCUCAGACUCUCUCGUUCCCGUGGUUUCGGUAUCGUUCCAAGGGCCCGAACUAAUUAUUGCAUGGGCGCAUGGAGGUAUAGUGCCGCUCUUCGAGCGCGUUAGGUGGCUGAACGAGGAAACCGAUGAAUUGGCAUUUACCGGUGUGAAAAACAUUGCGAAAACCAAGUCUAGCUCCAUCCUCCAAUCCGUGACGACAAAUGGCGCGAAAAAUGCAAACGAGAGCCACGUCAAUGAAAACAGGGUAGUGGUUGAGCAAGGUAAUCUAGCAGAUGAUGAUAUCGACAUGGAGGAUUCCAAGAACGAUGUGGUUUCGGAAGACGACAGUGGUGUGGAUUCAGAUGACGAUGACGGACCAAAGAAGCAGAAGCCCAAAGCAACGCAGGAUAAUGAAGAAGCCGAGAGCGAUGAGGAAAUGCAGAACGUUGCAGGGUCAGGCGUGGAGGAUGAAGAUGGAGAUGACGAAGAAACGGGCGAGCCCACGUUCGGAGAACUCAUGAGGGCUCAUGCCGCGGAAGAAAUCGACGUCGAAGCCGAGCUAGAAGAUGAUGUCCACACCCGUUCGCUUAUCCCUGGGAAACCUAUCACAACGGUCCAACAAAUCCCCUCUGGCGUCUCUCUAGCAACAGUUCUUUCACAGUCCCUCAAGACAAAUGACAACGAUAUGCUAGAGGCAUGCUUCCACACAGGUGAUGCUGGCACGAUCCGAACCACCAUCCAACGUUUAGAUUCUCCUCUUGCUGCAACUCUGCUACAGAGACUUGCAGAGCGCCUCUCUUCUCGUCCAGGCCGGUACGGUCACUUACUUGUUUGGGUUCAAUGGACGUGUAUCGCCCACGGAGGAGCACUAGCAGGCAACAAGGAACUUCUCAAGCAGAUGUCCACUCUCUUCAAGGUGAUGGAUCAGCGCUCUUCCACUCUCUCUUCCCUUUUAUUGCUCAAGGGCAAGUUGGAUAUGUUAGAUGCCCAACUCGUCUUAAGGCAGUCGCUCCGCGAAAAUGCAGACCACAUGGACAGCGAAGACGAGGAGAAUGUCAUAUACGUCGAAGGUUAUGACGACGAGGAAGAUGAAGAUAGCGACGCAGAGGCUACCAAGAACAUCGACACCCCACGCACCAAAGCUAUCCGCGACCAAACUGACAUUUCAAUGAUCGAUGAAGACGAGGAGGGAAGCGAAGACGAUGAUGAGGAAGACGAAGAAGUGGACGAAGAAGGCCCUGGCAACAUUCUCGACGUCGAGGCAGAAGAAUCGGCCGGGUCAUCCGAUGCCGAGGAAUCUCUUGACGAGGACGAGGACGAGGUUGAGGACAGCGAUGCCGACAGUGCGGCAUCCAUGGCUGAUUUCAUCGCGGACACGGAGGACGACGACUCAGACGCCGAGGCGCUCUCGCGGCCGCCGCCAUCUAAGAAGGCCAGAUUAAGUCAGGGGGGCGGGAAAGGGAAGAACAAGGCCGGAUCAGGAAGGAAAUAG